Messenger RNA from Sebastes umbrosus (honeycomb rockfish), 1551 nucleotides. RefSeq names its product chemokine (C-C motif) receptor 7 (gene ccr7). The transcript has 3 exons. NCBI's taxonomy places the organism in Eukaryota, Metazoa, Chordata, Actinopteri, Perciformes, Sebastidae. Gene Ontology annotation, molecular function: chemokine (C-C motif) ligand 19 binding; C-C motif chemokine 19 receptor activity; chemokine (C-C motif) ligand 21 binding. Gene Ontology annotation, cellular component: membrane. Bases 94 to 1248 code for a protein of 384 amino acids. Gene Ontology annotation, biological process: chemotaxis; immune response; G protein-coupled receptor signaling pathway. The record is from RefSeq and is a predicted model, not a curated record.
UUUUUUUCAUUUCAACAAAAGGGAAACCACCAUCAGAAGUUCUGCUCAUCUGUGUGUAGUGGCUUUACCUGCAGCGUACUACUCUCAGCCAACAUGACUUGUGUCAGCGAUCUCCCAAACCUUCUGCCAGCGGUGCUGAUAUGGUUGAUGAAUUUUAAGUGUUGCUUGUCUCAACAUGAUGAGAAUAUAACCAUUAUCGACCCGGACUAUAACUCCACCUUCGUGUACAACCCGGACAGCUCCAGUUUUGAUUAUGAUUACUAUACUGAGCUCUGUGAGAAAGAUUCCAACCGCCAGUUCCGCGAAUGGUUCAUACCUACCUUCUACUCCAUCAUCUGCUUCCUGGGGCUGGCAGGGAACCUACUGGUCAUCCUCACCUUCUUCUACUUUAAGCGUCUCAAGACCAUGACGGAUGUGUACCUGCUCAACCUGUCCUUCGCAGACCUGCUCUUCGCUCUGUCGCUCCCCUUUUGGGCCGCCAACUCCAUGACAGAAUGGGUGCUGGGCGUGGUGGUGUGUAAAGCCAUGCACACCAUUUACAAGGUCAGCUUCUACAGCAGCAUGUUCAUCCUCUCUUUCAUCAGCGUGGAACGCUACUUUGUCAUCGCCAAGGCCGUCUCCGCUCACCGCUACCGCUCCCAAGCAGUGUUUCUCAGCAAGGUGUCAUCGGCCGCCAUCUGGGUGAUGGCACUGAUCUUCUCCAUACCGGAAAUGAAGUACACCACGAUCAAUAACCGCACCUGCACCCCUUACUCCAGCAAUUCUGACAAGCUCCGCGUCAGCAUCCAGGCGAGCCAGAUUGUUUUGGCUUUUGCCCUCCCGCUCCUGGUCAUGAGCGUCUGUUACAGCGGCAUUGUCCACAAACUUUGCCAGGCUCGUGGCUUUGAACGCAAUAAGGCCAUCAAGGUGAUCCUCGCGGUGGCAGCUGUCUUCCUGGUCUGCCAAAUGCCUUAUAAUCUGGUCUUAUUUUGGGCCACAGUUGUCGCAGCAAAAGGAGGAAGCAUAGACUGCAGCUACGACAACAUUAUGCUCUACGCCACCGAUGUCACCCAGUGCGUGGCCUUCCUGAGGUGCUGCCUGAACCCCUUCGUCUACGCCUUUAUCGGUGUGAAGUUUCGCAAUGACCUCCUGAAGCUCCUGAAGGACUUGGGUUGCAUGAGCCAGGAGAGGUUCUUCAAGUAUACCUGCGGCAGGAGGAGGAGCUCCGCGGCCACUGACACUGAGACCACCACCACAUUCUCUCCUUAAAGCUGUUUCAGAACGGACAAUCGCCUAUUCACACCUGCAGAUCACACAGCGGACUGUUAAACAUCAGGAUACAAGUCUCAAAUCAAAAAAUAGAUAUGUUCCAUGUACAUAGCAGAGUUUAUCAUAUCAGUGACAAUCUUGUGGAGUUUUGUUGUUUUUGUCUCUUUCUUAGUGUUUAUUCUCGUCAGUUAAGAUCAAACAGAGCUGUGGUUAUUUUUUUGUAUUGGCUACACUGUACAGUAUUUCAAGAAAUUCACGCUGUUAAUAAAAAAAAAUAUAUUCUACGGUGCUUUUAAAUCGGAG